Molecule: messenger RNA, 1597 nt
Organism: Pseudovirgaria hyperparasitica
Lineage: Eukaryota; Fungi; Ascomycota; Dothideomycetes; Acrospermales; Acrospermaceae
Exons: 1
Coding region: 353-1432 (359 amino acids)
Source: RefSeq, a predicted model, not a curated record
UCCAGACUCAUCUACAAGUUCCCUUAUCUUCCCACACUCGCUUUCAAUCACGAUCAUGGCGACCACUCCCAAUCUCAGCUUUCUAAAGCUGGACUUGAUAGUCAACACUUUUACCAACGUAACCAUCCAAACUCCUUUUGAUAGCCCCAAGGUAGGGGUUUACAUCAUUUGAGGCCUUGCGUUCCCCUCGACUCCAAAGACAUCACCUGUCCUGGGUCGACUACCUAUAUCAUAUCGAAUUUGACCGAAGUCAAGUACAAUUACAAUUGAAAAGAAGAACAUAACAGAAAGAAACAGAAAAAAUAAACUGUAAAAUAAAUAUAAACGUCACAGCUCAAGACAAACCGUAAACAUGCUGUUCGAAGACUUCCCGACCGAGAUUCUGGUGGACAUAUACCUGUCAUGUACUACCAUCAUCGACACCAUCAAUCUCUCGACCACCUGUCACCGCUUCCGUCGCAUCUACAAAUCAUCUCGUAACCUACCCAUUCUUGAGCAUGCUGCUGAAUCGCAGUAUGGUCCCUUACGCGACCUAACCCAACUUCUCACUCACAAUGCGAGUCAAGCUGCGCACCUCAGCCGCGAUGUACCAUUUAACCUCUUACUGCUCAAGCAGAUUGUCCACCAUGGUCGCAUAGCCGAGGAAUGGUGUUCGCUGUACCCUUUCAAAAAAUGGAAACACAACUUCGAGCACCGUCGCCUUUUGAAACCAGACGAAUGCUUCCGCCUCCGUCGCGCGAUCUAUCGGCUGUGGCUUUACACUCGUGCAUUUCACAAUCGUGCUCAUCCUCGCGAGAGCCGUAUGAACAAACUGGUUGUGCUUGAUCGUGCCGCACUGUUGCAUAACUGGAGUACCGUCGAACUCGCCGAGAUUGCUGAUGUUCAUGCCGUCAUGCGGGAGGUGGUUCACUCAAACGUGUGCCCUUCGAACGGGACCAUUGCUCGCAAGUUCAAGAAACGGCAUCCGGACGGCUAUGCUCCCCAGCUGCUGUUCAACAUUCACCUCAACUAUCCGCCGCCUCCGCAGACCCCUGCCGUGAACCCAUUCUUCAGUCAAUUUCACACAACACCCGAUGUCCUCUCGAAUCAUCUCCACGCACACAACAAUACGUCAUGGCAUUCACGCAAGUAUCAGACUACCAGCUAUCACGAGCCUGGAGGCGAGGGCUGGGGCGAUGAUAUCCCUCAUUAUUAUGUUGUCGAGGACAUGCUCAAGCUAGAUCCCGAACAGAUCUUGUGGCUUAAAGAAAAUGCACCACUGAAAGGACAAGUGGAGAUGUAUGUCAAGAGCCUUGGUGAUUGGUUCGAGAACAACGGCGAGACGUGGGGCCAGACACUGGAAUGGGUCUUGGGUCAGAGAGGUGAAGAGCCUGACGAUAUCCUGGGUGCAGUAGCUGAUGGAGAGCUCGGAAUCGCGAUCGUUGAUGAUUGAGAGGCCUAUCUGGUCUCGCUUUGAAUCAUAAUACUUCUUAGAUAACUACUUGAUCAAAUCGGCCACCGACAUUACUAUAGUCGAGCACACUAGAACAGGGUCUAGUACACUUCUAUAAUCUACAAACCAUCGACUAGAUGUCGUGCUAUAAAGAAUAUGUCCGAC